This is a messenger RNA of Mobula hypostoma (lesser devil ray), 1140 nucleotides long. It is a transcript of the gene drd4-rs, whose product is annotated as dopamine receptor D4 related sequence. Gene Ontology annotation, biological process: phospholipase C-activating dopamine receptor signaling pathway; regulation of potassium ion transport; negative regulation of voltage-gated calcium channel activity. Gene Ontology annotation, molecular function: dopamine neurotransmitter receptor activity, coupled via Gi/Go; G protein-coupled receptor activity. The record is from RefSeq and is a predicted model, not a curated record. Gene Ontology annotation, cellular component: plasma membrane. The transcript is spliced from 4 exons. Bases 1 to 1140 code for a protein of 379 amino acids. NCBI's taxonomy places the organism in Eukaryota, Metazoa, Chordata, Chondrichthyes, Myliobatiformes, Myliobatidae.
AUGUUCAAUGGGAUAGCGAACAAAACAGAGGAGAGUGGCAGCUCUCCCUAUAAUUAUCUGGCCCUUCUGUUUGGUGUCCUACUUAUUGUGGCCAUCAUGCUGGGUAAUAUUCUGGUGUGCAUCAGUGUGCUGCUUGAAAGAUCUCUGAAGACCGCGACCAAUUACUUCAUUGUCAGCCUGGCUGCAGCAGAUCUACUUCUUGCAGUUCUUGUUCUGCCACUCUACGUGUACACUGAGUUUCACGGGGGGAUCUGGACUCUGAAUAUGUUCCUGUGUGAUGUGUUAAUGACGAUGGAUGUGAUGCUUUGCACGGCUUCCAUUCUCAACCUAUGUGCUAUUAGUGUAGACAGGUACAUCGCCGUGAUCGUGCCCCUGAAAUACAACAGAAACCAGUUCAGCGGUCGGCAACUCACCCUCAUCGCGGCCACCUGGCUCCUGUCCCUCGGCGUGGCUUCUCCCGUCAUCUUUGGACUCAACAACGUCCCAGACCGAGAUGUGAUGGACUGCAAGCUGGAGGACGGGACCUUUGUCGUGUACUCCUCCGUCUGCUCCUUCUUCAUCCCGUGCCCGGCCAUGCUGCUCCUCUACUACGGGAUGUUCCGGGGACUGCGGCGCUGGGGCGAAGGCCGCAAAGCGCCGCCGAAGUCCGAGGCUCGGGACCGGACGCUCUCCUUUAGGCUCACGGUCACCGCAUCCAAGGGAGACGCUCGCAAGAACCUGGCACUCAAAGCGAUCUCCGCCGGCGCCGAGAACGCCCAGGACAGCGAGUUGGUGACCUCGCCGCUCGACAGCAUCUCGGACCUGGAGGCAGCCGAGGCAGGAAAGGGGGCGAACACGAAAAAGAAUGGAUUCGUGGGCAGGUCGGGGGCCACGUCCAGGAGCCGGAGGGUCAGCAGGCGGGAGAGGAAGGCGAUGAGAGUCCUGCCGGUUGUAGUGGGGGUAUUUCUGGCCUGCUGGACUCCGUUCUUCGUGGUUCAUGUACUGAAAGUGCUGUGCGAGGCCUGCACCAUAGGCUCCACGCUCAUCAGCGUCGUCACAUGGCUGGGUUACGUGAACAGUGCUGUCAAUCCCAUUAUCUACACUGUCUUUAAUACAGAGUUCAGGAAGGUGUUCCAGAAGCUACUAUGCUGUCAAACAUGA